CUCUCUCACCCCUCACCUUCAAGUGGACAGACAUCUCUGAAUGUUAACGUUGGCAGCUGUGCAUUGGGAAAUACCUGAAGACUGAGGGAUGGAGCCUGGGGACGGUGGAGUUUGGAGAAUGGAGAGAUUUCACCAUAGAACACCCUCCAAAGCAGCCAUUUUCUCUGGGGGCACUGAUCUUGGUCAUCUGGAAAUUAUUUGGUAUAGUAGCAGAUCUGCAGGUGUCACAAGGAGCUUCAGACGAUGCAAAUAGAAACUAUUUCAUUCCCACCCAUUGUACAGAGCUGAAGGCAUCAUACAUGCCUCUUCUUUAUUUUAUUUUCAUAAGAACCCUAUGUAUUCUCUAAUGUGUGAAGGCAGGGUUUAAGAUUACAUGUCUUAUUCACAGUGCUGAUAAACAUAUUUUAUUAUGUUCUUGAAGUCUUCAGUGUGAAUGUUGUUCUUUUUUAACAGAUCCUCCCCAAAAGGGCACCAUGUCUAUCUCCUGGCUGUAUUUGUUACUUGCUUGUCUCUGCGUCAUUGCCAGCUGUCAUCAUGUGCCCGGACAUGAGGGUGGCCACGAUGGGCAUGAACAUCCAGAGGAUGACCAACACCCAGCUGAAAGUCACCAGGAGAGCGGCCAUUUGCCCUGUCUCAAGAUAGCCCCAAGCAGUGCUGAGUUUGCCUUUAAUUUCUAUCGCCAGAUAGCUUCCCAGGCUUCUGGCAAAAACAUUUUAUUUUCUCCAGUGAGCAUUUCCACCGCCUUUAUGCUUGUGACCCUGGGAGCUAAAGGGACCACACUAGAUCAAAUUGUUUCAGGAAUUGGGUUUAACCAUUCUGUGAUCAGCAAGAAGGAGAUAAAUGAUGGUUUUCACCAUCUCCUACAAUUGCUGAACCGCCCCGAUGCUCAUAUUGACCUGAGCGUUGGGAAUGCCCUUUUCUCAACUGACAAAUUCCCAGUGCGACAGGAGAUUGUGGAUGACGCUCGUAAUUUGUUCCAAGCAGAUAUUAUGCCUGCUAAUUUCCAGAACAGUGAAGAUGCUGUGAACCAGAUCAACAGCUACAUAGAGAAGAAAACCCAUGGGAAAUUAGUGGACUUUCUCAAGGGUCUUGACCAAGACACUAAAAUGGUUCUUGUAAACUAUAUCUUCAUGAAAGGUUAUUGGGAAAAGCCUUUUAUUCCCGAGUUUACUUGGAAGAGGGACUUCUUCGUCAAUAACAAAACGACAGUGCAAGUGGAUAUGAUGGAAAGAACCGGCUAUUAUUCUAGCUAUCAUGAUAAAGAGCUGGGCUGCGAGGUAGUGCGGAUACCUUACCAAGGCAGUGCUUCGGCACUCUUCAUUCUGCCUGAGGAAGGAAAACUGAACCAGGUGGAACAGGCCCUGGGGCGAGAAACUUUGUUAAAAUGGGAGACUUCUGCAGAAGAAUGGUUCUUAGACCUGUCACUUCCAAAGGUUUCACUGAGGACAAGUGUGGAUGUCAAAGAAAUAUUUCAAGGAUUGGGUGUCACUGAGGUAUUCACAGACUACGCAAAUCUAUCUGUAUUCACUGAGCAGUGCCCAUUGAAGAUUUCAAAGGCUAUCCACAAAGCUCAUCUGAAUAUCCAUGAGAAUGGCACCGAAGCUGUUGCCACCACUUUCAUUGAAGCGGUCCCACAGAUGGAUCCCCCUGACCUUACAUUCAACAAGCCCUUCCUACUAUUGAUUGUAGAGCACUUAACCCGUGCCAUCUUAUUCAUGGGGAGAAUUGUGAAUCCUAAUGAACCCUAAUCACCCAGCUGGCAGACACAGGAGGCUGACUUAAUGUCCAAGUCCUGGCUUAAUGUAUGUGAAGAAUUUUUUCUACAGCAAAGUAAAAACACUGAUGUGAUAA
Heteronotia binoei (common prickly gecko) is the source of this 1851-nucleotide messenger RNA. Its product is annotated as alpha-1-antitrypsin-like. The record is from RefSeq and is a predicted model, not a curated record. Gene Ontology annotation, molecular function: serine-type endopeptidase inhibitor activity. NCBI's taxonomy places the organism in Eukaryota, Metazoa, Chordata, Lepidosauria, Squamata, Gekkonidae. Gene Ontology annotation, biological process: negative regulation of endopeptidase activity. The transcript is spliced from 5 exons. The coding region runs from base 474 to 1748 and encodes 424 amino acids.